This is a messenger RNA of Colletotrichum higginsianum IMI 349063, 6684 nucleotides long. Its product is annotated as Polyketide synthase. Lineage: Eukaryota; Fungi; Ascomycota; Sordariomycetes; Glomerellales; Glomerellaceae. The transcript is spliced from 5 exons. Gene Ontology annotation, molecular function: fatty acid synthase activity; 3-oxoacyl-[acyl-carrier-protein] synthase activity. Gene Ontology annotation, biological process: fatty acid biosynthetic process; secondary metabolite biosynthetic process. The coding region runs from base 1 to 6684 and encodes 2227 amino acids. The record is from RefSeq and is a predicted model, not a curated record.
AUGCCGACGCAACAACCCGAAAUGCUCGCCUACGUGUUUGGCGACCAGACGCACGACCUCACAGACGACCUGCUGGGUCUGCUGCAGUCACGAGACGACCCCCUCGUCGUCAACUUCCUCGAGAGGAGCUGCGCGGUCCUCAAGUCCGAGACGGCCCGUCUGCCCCCCGACCACCAGGCGCGGUGUCCGCGCUUCUCUUCGAUAGCAGACCUCCUCGCGCCGUACUCCGAGAGGGCCCUCAACCCCUGCCUCGUCCAGGCGCUGACCUGCAUCACGCAACUCGGCCUGUUCAUCCGUCAACAUAGCAGCCGGUGCGAGGCGUAUCCGUCGCCGGAAAGGACGUGCCUGGCCGGUGUCUGUACCGGGGCCAUUGCUGCCGCGGCCGUCGGCUUCGCCCACAGCGCGCCCAGUCUGCUGUCGCCGGCUCUCCAUGCAGUGACGGUGGCGGUUCGCGUAGGGGCUCUGGCAUGGGAUGUUGCGGACAGGAUUUCCCACCACCACGGGGAUGAUGAGUCUGCUCCUCCUACAGAGACCGACGCCGCCGCCUUCGAGUCGUGGUCUCGCGUAGUGGCGGGAUGCUCCUUGUCGACCUUGAACGACACGCUCCUCCGGUACGCCUCGGACAAUGGUCUUUCCGCCAUCAAAACGCCUUAUAUAUCAGCCGUUCUUGGACCCACGCAAGCAACGGUCUCCGGGCCACCCGAAGUGCUCUCCGAUUUCUUCACCUCCGCCGCCUGUAAGGAGAUGGCCCCGUCGUCGGCUUCGCUGCGCAUCACAGCCCCGUAUCACUCGGCCGUCCUGUUCCAUGAGGAGGAUAUCGAGCAGAUCCUCGAGGGCGUCCCCAAGAGCGGGCGUCGGCCUGAUGUCGAUGGCAUCCCCAUCAUCUCCAUCAGCGCUGAGGGUCAGCAACAACAACAAGAAGAGCAAGGGCUGUACAAGGCUGUGAGCAGCCAGAACCUGCACGACGCACUUGGACAGGCCGUACGCGAGUGCCUGAUACGAGCAGUGGCUCUGGAUAAACUGCCAGCCCGCAUCGCCGAGCACGCAAAGGCGGUCGUCGCGCCGGCCGGGACGCAACACCCCGCCAGAGUCUCCCUGCGGUUCUUUGGUGUGCAGAACAGGGAGAGCCUCGUGGCCCAGAUGCGUCUCCUGCUUCCCUCUGACGCCUACCGCGUAACACAAGCAAUGACCGGCCAGACUCUGGAAGACUGCCCAGCAUCGCCAUCGCCAUCGGUAUCGGCGUCCAUCCCUAACAGCAGUCGGAACGUCCCGGAAGCAGCCGCCGGCGAGGGGUCCAAUGCCAAACAGCCUCUCGCCAUCCUGUCGGCGUCGGGACGAUUCCCCGGCAACGCGGACACGAUGGACCAGUUCUGGGACAUCCUGUACAACGGCAUCGACACGCACGAGAUGGUCCCGCCCUCGCGGUGGGACGCGUCGACGCACGUGGGCGACACGUCGAUCAAGAACGUCUCGGGCACGGGGUACGGCUGCUGGCUUCACCAGGCCGGCCAGUUCGACACGACCUUCUUCAACAUCUCGCCGCGCGAGGCGUCCCGCAUCGACCCGGCGCAGCGGCUGGCGCUCAUGACGGCGGCCGAGGCCCUCGAGAAGGCCGGCAUCGUGCCGGACCGGACCCCGUCGACGAUGCGGCACCGCGUCGGCGUGUGGUACGGGUCCUGCAGCAUGGACUGGCUCGAGACGAACUCGGCCCAGGACAUCGACGCCUACUUCAUCCCGGGGGGCGCGCGCGCCUUCAUCGCGGGGCGCGUCAACUACUUCUUCAAGUUCACCGGCCCCAGCUUCACCGUCGACACGGCCUGCAGCUCCAGCCUCGCCGCGCUGCACCUGGCGUGCAACGCCCUCUGGAGGGGCGAGGUCGAUACCGCCGUCGUCGGCGGCACCAACAUGACGACCAACCCGGACAUCACCGCCGGCCUCGACCGGGGCCACUUCCUCUCCCGCACGGGGAACUGCAAGACCUUUGACGACGCCGCCGACGGGUACUGCCGCGGCGAGGCGGCCGUCACGCUGGUGCUGAAGCGGCUCGGCGACGCCCGCCGGGACAACGAUCCCAUCGAGGCGUGCCUCCUCAGCGUGGCCACGAACCACAACGCCGAGGCCGAGUCCAUCACGAGGCCCAACACGGCGGCGCAGAGGGAGCUCUUCCGGGGCCUGCUGGCCGACGCCGUCGUCCGGCCCAACGACAUCAGCUACGUCGAGAUGCACGGCACCGGCACCCAGGCCGGCGACGCCGGCGAGACCUCGUCCAUCGUCAACACCCUCUCGCCGCUGACGGCCCGCGGCUCGUGCCUGAGACCGGCCUCGAGCCCGCUCUACCUCGGGGCGGCCAAGGCCAACGUGGGCCACAGCGAGGCCGCCUCGGGCGUCACGAGCAUCGCCAAGGUGCUGAUGAUGAUGAAGCACUCCAUCAUCCCGCCGCACAUCGGCGUCAAGACCGAGUUCAACCGCCGCCUGCCCAACCUGGCCCAGCGCAACGCCCGUAUCGCCAUGGUCCCCACCGCCUGGCCGAGGCCGCCGCACGGGGGAAGCCGCCGGGUGCUGCUGAACAACUUUUCCGCGGCCGGCGGCAACACGUCCAUCGUCAUGGAAGACGCGCCACCGCUGCCCACCUGUGUUACCGGUGGUGGUGGGACGGGGAUCGACCCGAGGCGCCGUCACGUCGUCACCAUCUCGGCCAAGACGCCCGAGUCCCUCGUCUUGAACGUCGCCAACCUCGCCCACUGGCUCGAGGACGAGGCCGAGGCAGAGGUGUCGUCACAGCAGCAGCAGCAGCAGCAGCAGCAGCAGCAAGACGCCACCAACCAGAACCUCCUCGCCCAGCUCUCCUACACGACCACGGCCCGCCGCACCCACCACCGCUACAGGGUCGCCGUCGUGGCCGGCAGCCCGUCCAAGCUGGCCUCGUCCCUCCGGAAGCAGCUCGAGACGCUCAACGGCGGCGACAAGAUCCUCCCCGCGCCGUCCAGGGCGCCCGGCGUCGUCUUCACCUUCACGGGCCAGGGGUCGCAGUACGCCGGCAUGGGCGAGGCGCUGUACGCGCGCUCCGCCUCCUUCCGGACCGACCUGCGGCGCUGCGACCACCUCUGCGUCCGCAUGGGCUACCCGUCCAUCGCGGCCCUGUUCGACACGGCGGCCUCGACCCGGGACGCCUUCGACCGCGCGUCCUUGACGUGUCUGCAGCUGGCGCACGUCUCGUUCCAGAUGGCCUUGUGUAAGCUGUGGGAGUCGUUCGGCAUCACCCCCACGGCGGUCGUGGGCCACAGUCUCGGCGAAUACGCGGCGCUCUACGCUGCCGGGGUCCUCUCGCAGUCCGACGUGCUCUAUCUCGUUGGCAGACGCUCCCAGAUCAUGGAGGAGCAGCUCCCCGAAGGCACGCACGCCAUGCUCGCCGUCAAAGCCGGGGAGGCGAGCAUCGUGCAACACCUCGACGUCGGCGUCGGCGUCGGCGAGGUUCUCGAGGUCGCAUGUCGGAACGGCCCGGCCAACACUGUCCUCGGCGGCGCCAUCUCUGAUAUCCAAGAGGCGCAGUCCGCUCUCGAGGCCAAGGGCAUCCGCUGCCGCGUCCUUGAGACGGCGCAUGCCUUUCACACCGCCCAGGUUGAGCCGGUGCUCGCGUACUUCCGCAAAGCGACACGGAGCGUCGUCAUGCGGCGGCCCAGGAUCCCCGUCCUCUCCCCCGUCCUCGGCAAGGUCCUCCGGGAGUCGGCGGACUUUGGAGACGACUACUUCGUCAAGCACUGCCGGCAGCCCGUCAACCUCGUGCAGGCCGUAUCUGCCGCCGCCGUCGAAGGCGUCGUGGGCAAUCGCACCUUCGCCAUCGAGAUCGGGCCGGCUCCCCUCGUUGCCCCGAUGGUGCGGGACAUCAUCGGGAACAGGACGACGAUGCAGACCUGCGCCUCGGUCAACAAGACCAUGGACCCCUGGCAGCUCCUCGCAGAGGCCCUCUCGCGGCUGUACCUGGCCGGCGUCUCCGUCGACUGGAACAAGUACCACCAGGACUUCCCCGAGUGCCACCGCGUCCUCCCGAUCCCCGUCUACGGCUGGACCCUCAAGGAAUACUGGAUGCAGUACACCAACGACUGGUCUCUACGCAAGGGCGACCCGGCCUGUGUGGCGCCGCGGGAGGUGCCCUUGGCCUUCUCGUCCAUCUACAAGGUCGUCAAGAACACCCUGCAGGCCAGCGCAGGCGGCGAGGCCGUCGUCGACAUCGAUCUGCAAGACGAUGACGAUGUACGCGCCAUGGCCCGGGGACACAAGGUGUAUGGUGUAUCCCUCGUCACUCCGUCCAUGUACGCAGAUGUCGCUCAGAUGAUCGGCAAGUACGUGCUGAGAGACACCAACACCGGCCCCGGGGGUGAGGCCGUCGUUCCGGAGGUCGCCGAGAUGCGCAUCCAAAGCGCCCUCGUGGCCAACGACGUCAACGCCAAGCAGGUCCUGCGCACUACAGCCAAGUUCAACGAGGCCAAGACGAGUCUCUCCUGCUCGUUCUCCAGUGUUGAUAGCAACGGCAAGAUUGUGGAACAACAUGCCAACUGCGUCAUCCGCUUCGUCGACGUCGAUGCCGUCCGCGCCCGCUCCCGGGAGGCCGCCGAUCACGCCGCGGCCUGCAUGAAGGACAUGCAGUCGUGCUUCGGCGUCGACGACAACAUCUUCCGCCUCAGCCGGUCCAUGCUGUACAAGAUGGUCGGCAAGAUCGCCGACUUCGACCCGCGCUACCGCGGCCUGUCCUCCUUCACCAUCAACAACGGCACGCUCGAGGCCCUGGGCGUCGCCUCCUUCCAGGGCAUGCCCGAGUCGGGCAAGUGGUUCGCCAACCCGGGCUUCCUCGACGCCGUCUCCCAGCUCGCCGGCUUCGCCAUGAACGCCAACGAGUCCAUCGACAUCGAGAGGGAGGUCUACGUCAACCACGGCUGGGAGUCCAUGACCCUGUUCGCGCCCCGGCUCGACGUCGACGCCACCUACCGUCUCUACGUCAGGAUGAUCCCGGCCGAGAACGACCUGUGGCGCGGCGACGUCUUCGUCUUCGACGACGAGGAGGAGGGGGGCGCCUUGGCCGGCGUCCUGCGCGGCUGCGCGCUCCAGCGCGUGUCCAAGAGGGUCAUGGAGUUCAUCAUCAACUCGGCGAGCAAGAAGUCUUCCUCUUCUUCUUCCUCCAGAGGCAUCGCCGCCGCCCACGAACGGUCUCAGUCCCAGUCGCGCUGGGACACGGGCUUCCCCCGGCGGAGCGCCUCCGAGUCCAGAACCCCAGCCCCCGUCCCGGUCAAAGACCCCGCCACCACACAGGACGCGUGGCCUAGAGCCCUCAAGAUCGUGGCCGAGGAGAGCGGCAUGAAGGAGGACGAGCUUGCCGACGGCGUCGCCCUCGGCGAUAUCGGCGUCGACUCGCUCCUCUCGCUCGUCAUCACGGGCAGGCUUCACGACGAGCUUGACAUCGACCUGCCGGGCCGCUCCCUCUUCGAGGAGUGCCUGACCAUUGGUGACAUCCGAACGUGCCUGUUCGGGGGCGCCGGCGCGCCGCUCGUGGAGGAUGCCGCCGAGCCAAUCGCCUUCACGUCCACGGCCUCCGUCACGGCUUCGUCGACGGCUUGCUCUGACGACACGGACAGCGCGACGACAAUCUCCUCGGGCAGCAGGACACACACGUACGGCAAUAUGGAGGACAGUCACUACCACUCGGGGCUCGAGAUUGGCGAUGGCGUCGGCCACCACGAGAAGAAGACGCUGCAGCAGUCUCCGCCACCAACGGCCAUUUCGCCCGGCAAGGCGCCGCCCGCCUGGUCCAUGUAUGUACAAGGAGCGCGAGGGCGAUCCAAGGAAAACCUCUUCUUCUUCCCCGACGGGUGCGGGACGGCCACAUCAUAUCUGUGCCUGCCCAGCAUCUCACCAGAUUUGGCCCUCAUUGCUUUCAAUUCUCCCUUUGCAAAGAAUCCGGAACGCAUGUACGAAUACUCUCUCCAGGACGUCCUACAAUCCUACCUGGACGGUAUCCGCAGCCGCCAGCCCCACGGCCCUUACCGCCUAGGUGGCUGGUCCGCCGGGGGCAUCCUCGCCUACGCCGCCGCCCAGAAGCUCAUCGCCGCCGGCGAGGACGUCAUUUCCCUGACCAUCAUCGACUCGCCGGCGCCCGUCAGGGGCCUCGAGAUUCUCCCCGAGAGCUUCUACGACCACUGCCUCCGCACGGGCAUCUUCCGCAGCGAGAUGCGCCGCGACACCGUCGCCCGGACGGAUGGCGGCGGGGGCGGCGGGGGCGGCCCGGGCGGGGCCGUGUCCGGGUCCGGUCAGAAGUGGGCCGAUCCCCCCGAGUGGCUCGUGGCGCACUUCCGCGCCGCCACGGCGCUGCUAAGCGACUACUACGCGCAACCCUUACCCGCCGAGGCGGCCCGGAGGAUGCGCGUGACCAUCGUCUGGGCCGGGCAGACGGCCUUCGACGGCGUGCGCUACGCGAGCCUGUCGGAGGCGCUGCGGGCGGACGCGGAGGCGGGAGAGCGCGAGGGCGUGAGGUUUUUGACCGAGUCCCGGACGGACUUCGGCCCGGGAGACUGGGCGAAGCUGUUGCCGGGCGCGGCCAUCUCGACGCACGCCGUUGAGGGCGAGCAUCACUUCAGCAUCAUGCGCGGCAAGGGCGCCGAGAAGGUGGUGGAGUUUGUUAGAGGCGGCCUGUGA